AAUCGGCCCGCACGGCUCUAAAAUAAUGUUCCAUGUCGAAGAGGAAAUUCUCCAAAUCCUUUGCGUCUCUGGCCCCGUUAUAGGGCCUCGGCUCGGGUACUUUAGCUCAGCCAUACUCCAUACCUAUCGGCCCUAUUGCAGGGGCAUUCUGAACCUCUCGCAUGGUCAGGUUUACCUUGGCAGUUAGCUCAGCCAUUUCUUCUCUGAGCACGCCAACUGCCUCCCUGCAGUCUUCCGUAGUGUCAUUUAUGGAAACUUCUUGUUCCUUCAGCAUGCGCUCCACUUCCGCGAUGCGCUCUUCCCACCGAGGGGAAACAGAAGUACUUGUUGGAGUGUUUCUUUUCUCCAACACAAUAAUUCUGGAUAGGAGAACAUCAUUUUCCUUUUCCAGCGCAGCUAUGCGAUUGUUUGCAUCAGACGAUCCUGAUUUAUGACUUGUAGAGGAAAGAUCCCUGACCCUUUCAUCCAGGCCAUCUAAUUUCCCCAACCACUUCUCAAGAGCUUCGAUCCUCUGAGUGUUGCUCACCAUAGUGUGUUUUUCCAAGCUCUUUCUAACCUGGUUCUGAUACCAACUGUCACGGGCCGGCUAUUUGGGUACUCCAACUAGAUGGAACGUUCGGCACUUGCAGACUCUUCAAGCUAGCAAGUCAGCCUACAACACACACCUACAGGCAAACAAACUCAGUGGUUAGCCACAUACACAUCUCAGACAUGCAACGGGCAAUAACGAAGUAUGAGCAAGCACAAAGCAAGUCAUUCCUAGGAACGUCCACACAACACAAAGCACACAACAGGGCAAGUGGCACGCAAUGGCCCAACAAAGACAAUAAACAAGUAACACAUAGGAAACAAGGAAGCACACAGGGACAAGUAUGGAUAAAUAUUAUUUUAUUAAUAUAUAGCCUUGAUAGGGCAAGGGAGUACACAGCUUUGGCCCCUAUCUGCUGAUGGCCAUGGUGCUUCCCUAAGUCACCAGGUCACCUCCCCCUAAGGAGCCUUCGAGGGAAAUAAAGUCUUCCCAGGAACAUAUAUGAUUUUUGUUUGGGAGACAUAUGCAAUAUUACAAAACUACCACUACCCUAUCCCAUGAGGUUUCUUGGUGCAAGACUUGACUAAUGAUCAAGCACCAAGGCAUGCUCACUUACAAAAUGGCCCUAUGUGGGUGUGCCAAAGGGGCAGCACGCCACACUGCUCCCCCCGCCCCAACAGGAAAGGGAAAAAAGAAAGCCACCGAACCUCUCGAGCCCCUCGACGAAUCCUCGGAUGAGAAUGGUACUGAUCUCUCGCUCUUAGAUAGUUUGCCAAUUCCCCGUCACUUAUUUUACGGGGACGACAAUUUUAAGUACGCUCCCAAUUUAGAUUCAGACUUCUUCAUGUAGCGACCAGUAAUGAUAACUCGGACAUGGACUCUGAGAAUGUGCUCGACAUAUACAGUGCCCCCGAGGCUCCUGAAGCUCCCUUGAGCAAGCAGAAAACGAGCAAGAGGCAUCCCGGGGAAAGAAGUAAAGGGCCUCAAGCCAAGAAAACUCGUACUGCAAGCCCUCCAGCAGACGGACCCUCAGCAAAUGUAACACCACCUCCUUCUCCUCUCGAGCAGCAAACUCCCCCUACUCCUGUUGGGUUGACACCUUCUCCACCGACCCCAACCGACCAGACUCAGCAGGCUGCUCCUACUUCCACGGGGGGCGACAUAUUGAGUCGCGCCUUGAGAUCGGUGAAAGACAGGGUGGCCAAAAUUUUGAAGCACGAACGUUGCCGAGAGGCGAUGGCUUCGACGGAGACGAUAGACGUCGACCAGAUCUUAACCCGCGCAUUGAAUGAGUUUGCUAGUGCAAUGCUGACCCUUACUGCCGGUCGGCUUCGCUCAGGUGUUGUCACCGAGCAGUCCAGGACUUUAGAGCAAUGGCACACUGAAGAACUCAAAGCUGCUGAAGUGAAAUACGCUGAACAACUUAAGGCAGUGCUCGAGGAGAAGAACAAACUGGCUGAGGAGUUAAGGGAGAAGCAAACUGCUCUAGACAAGGUCGUCGAGCGAAGAGACAAUUUCAAGGAGUCUAACCACGUCAACUAUUGCGAGGCUAAAAAGCAUGAGCAUGAAUUGAUUGUGAGCAGACAAGAGACUACAACCUUGGAGGGCCGGAUCGAGAAGCUUGAAAAAGCCAACGCCAGUAAUUUGGAAAGGUACAAGAACGCCAUGGUUAAGUGUUUCUAUUAAUUUUGGAAACAAAACCAAGAGGCUGAUUUCAGCUACCUUCCCGAGCAUGCAAGGCAUGCUGAGAUAGCUCGUUGCGUUGCUUGAUUGGCAGAAGAAGAGAGGGAAAGGGUACCUGCCUCGCUCGAAAUCUCCUUGGCCACUGGCGUGGACGGGGCGGACAAUGAAGGUACAACUGUCGUCGACCAAGGCACCCCUCAAGAUCCUCCAGCCUCGUAGUUUGCUAUUUUUCUUUCUCUUUAAUUUUUCAAGUACACGGCCUAUGGGUCGUGAUGUAAAGACACUUAUUUUCCAGUUGAAUAUUUAUUGCUGCACGGGCAGCUUUUACUUUUAAUUGAACAAUUACAUCCGAGCAGCAACUGCUCGCGGUGUAAUAGGAUACAUUUUGA
Molecule: messenger RNA, 2601 nt
Organism: Humulus lupulus (European hop)
Lineage: Eukaryota; Viridiplantae; Streptophyta; Magnoliopsida; Rosales; Cannabaceae
Exons: 3
Coding region: 1403-2215 (270 amino acids)
Source: RefSeq, a predicted model, not a curated record